CAAUUUCAUUAUACCUUGAUAGUUGAUACCAAAAAAACAGAAAACAAAAACUCAAUAAGGUAAUACGCAUUUGUAAUUGUAUAACUACUACGUAAUAGAAAAUGAGAAUAUCCUCGCUUUUCUCAAUGAUGUUUCUUGGGCUCAUUCUAGUAACCUUAGUCGGUCACUGUUAUGGACAACUCAAGGUCGGAUUUUAUGAAGGCAAGUGUGGUGGAAACAAUGUCGAAAAUGUUAUUUAUAAUGUAGUUAAGCAGAAGAUUAAGGCGGAUCCAGAUACCGUGUCUGAUCUUGUUCGUGUGUCAUUCCAUGAUUGUUUCGUUAGGGGAUGUGAUGGAUCCAUAUUUCUCGAUGGAGCUAAUGCAGAGAAAAGUGCUCCAGUAAACAAAGGGCUUGGUGGUCUCAAGGCUGUUGAUGAUAUUAAGGCAGCUGUUGAGAAAGUUUGCCCAGGAGUUGUCUCUUGUACAGACGUGCUUGUGAUAGGUGCUAGAGCAGCAAUUUCCUUGGCAGGAGGAAAAUGGUUCGAGGUAGAAACAGGAAGAAGAGAUGGAUUUGUGUCACGAAAAAAUGAAGCACAAGCAAGUAUUCCUCCACCAACAAUGCCGGUGCCUCAAGCCAUUCAGUUGUUUGCUAGUAAAGGACUCAACAAGGAUGAUUUUGUUGUUCUUCUAGGUGGACAUACUGUUGGGACUGCACAUUGUCACUCAUUCAGAGAACGUCUGUACAAUUUCCGUAAUACCAAAAAGCCGGAUUCAACUAUUAGCCCGACUUUACUCCAACUAUUGCAAAAGACAUGUCCUCGUAACAGUCAAACUGAUAAUGAAACAUUCCUUGACCAAACUCCAAAUAGCCACUUCAAGAUUGAUAAUGGCUACUACAAGCAAAUUCUAGCACAUAACGGUGUAAUGGAGAUUGAUCAAAACUUGGCGUUAUAUCCCUCAACUAGAUGCCUAGUAACCGGAUUAGCUCAUAAUCCUAAUCAAUUCCUGGAACGAUUCGGCCCGGCUAUGGUCAAGAUGGCUAGAAUCGGAGUCCUCACCGGCAGCCAGGGGGAGAUAAGAAAAUCCUGUGGUUCUGUCAAUUAGAGGGUUCUGUCAAUUAGAGGGUUCUUUGUUCAAAUCACAUAUCUUUCUUUUUGGAUAUUUUGAUAUUCUAUUCACCAUUUACAUUGGGCCCCAUAAGCUAAGCAAAGAUGCCCUUGUAAAAUUGUACCGAAUAAUCAUAAUUCAUAAAUGGUUAAAUUAUGUUUGUUUCUA
This is a messenger RNA of Spinacia oleracea (spinach), 1253 nucleotides long. RefSeq names its product peroxidase 60. The transcript has 4 exons. Gene Ontology annotation, molecular function: peroxidase activity; heme binding. Gene Ontology annotation, biological process: response to oxidative stress; hydrogen peroxide catabolic process. The record is from RefSeq and is a predicted model, not a curated record. NCBI's taxonomy places the organism in Eukaryota, Viridiplantae, Streptophyta, Magnoliopsida, Caryophyllales, Amaranthaceae. The coding region runs from base 102 to 1082 and encodes 326 amino acids.